Pantherophis guttatus is the source of this 1130-nucleotide messenger RNA. NCBI's taxonomy places the organism in Eukaryota, Metazoa, Chordata, Lepidosauria, Squamata, Colubridae. The record is from RefSeq and is a predicted model, not a curated record.
UCCUCGGGGCCACCAUGAGGGCAUCGGACGAGCCGGAGCGGGACGGAGAAGCGGCCGAAGCGGAGCGGGAGUUCGCGCGGCAGUGGCGCCGCCAGUUCCCCGGGGAGGCGCUGCCGGUGCUGCGGCGGGGCUCGGCGGGGGCGCUGGAGGCGGAGCUGGGCCGCUGCCGGGAGGCGCUGCGGGGGCUGCGGGUGGCCCUCCGCCAGGAGAACCUCAAGGCCCGCUACCUGCAGGACCGCCUGGCCCGCGCCAGGGACGCCCCGCCGCCGCCCCCGCCCCGCAGCUGGAAGCCGCCCCGGAGACCCCCGGAGACCCCCCGGCCGGAGCCCCGCAGCGGCAGCAGCGAGGAGGGCGAGGAGGAGGAGACGCCGGCAGACUUCAAUUACCCCCCGGAGGAUUAUGAUGCGGAGGGCAACGAGGAGGUCAGAGUUCGUCCCGGCAGCUCGGAAACCAUGCCCUACAUCGACGAAUCACCCACCAUGUCCCCCCAACUGGGCGCCCGCAAUCCGGAUGGCGGCAACGGCGGAGGGACGUCGCAAAGCGUUUCCCCCAUCCCUGCCGAUGGACUGGGCACUGUGGCCCUCCCCCAGGGGCUGCCCCUUCCCCUCCCUCCCUCCCUCCCCUGCGCGGGCUCGUCCCCCUGGGAGGCAGCAGGCGAGGCUGUGCCACUUCCUGUUCGCCUGGCUGAGAGCGGUGGGGCAGCGGCUGCCAAGUCGGAGGUGGCAAGCAGGAAGGCAGGCAAGGCGGGGGAAGGGGUCUCCCAGGCCCGCCUCCUCCACCAAGGGACCACGACCCCCACCCACCCCCAGCCAGCCCGGCCAGACGGCCUGCCCUCCUCGCUGGCCACUGCCCAGCCAUGGCCCCCUUCCCGGCCUGUGGGCAGCGCCCUGCCGGCCGGGAAGGACCCCCCUGCGCCCCCUCCCCGAAUUAGAGGACCCCCCAUCGCAGCCCAACCCCUGGCGGGCAUGGAGGAGGAGGAGGAGGCCGCCUUGGGCUUCUUAGACCGAGUCUUGCAAGAAGAGGAGGAGGAGGAAGAAGAAGAAGGGGGCACCGGCGUUGGCAGAGCGCAGGAAUUUAAAAAGUUUGCAUUACGGGAAUCGAACCGCCGAUAUCCUUUCGGUUUGAAAUGA